Molecule: messenger RNA, 509 nt
Organism: Suillus subalutaceus
Lineage: Eukaryota; Fungi; Basidiomycota; Agaricomycetes; Boletales; Suillaceae
Exons: 3
Coding region: 38-433 (131 amino acids)
Source: RefSeq, a predicted model, not a curated record
GCGGACUUUACUCAGAAAAUACCAUCAAAUUUUAGCCAUGAAGUUCACUUCACUCACCACUGCAUUCGUUACUGCCGCAGCGAUGACUGGCGUAGUUAUCGCAUCCGACGUCCCAGUCGGGCCCCCCAAGCAAGGGGAGAAAGCAACCCCCCCGGACGCGACGCAACUCUGCGACAAACCUGAUGCAUUUGGGUGCUCAAAGGGUAUUGAAGGCUACAACGAAGGCAACGAUUUUGCGUAUACCUGCGCAAGUGAAGGGCAAUUCAAGUCCUUGGUGCGAUGCGCAUGCAAAGAUUGCUGCCACUUGAAUGACGAUGGGAACAUUCCCGUAUGUCCCGAGAUAGCGACCCCCCCCAUCCGAGUUGCUGAUGCGCUUGCUUUCGCUAGUGGAUGUGGCCCGUAUUGCAAUCGUGCUGAAGCUGCGAAGCCAUGAAACAAUUAGCAUGGUACGUGCAGGAGAGCGGGAAGGAGUACUAUAAUUGGAGGUCAUGAUCACUAUGUCAUUGUCC